Molecule: messenger RNA, 1842 nt
Organism: Candidula unifasciata
Lineage: Eukaryota; Metazoa; Mollusca; Gastropoda; Stylommatophora; Geomitridae
Source: the annotation of a GenBank genome assembly
AUGGCUGGCAUAGAUUAUCUCCCCAAUGUCCUCACCUUUGGGCAGAUCUUUGUCCUGCUUCUCAGGCAUGCUGUCCAGGCCAGCGGAGCCGGUCCAGUCGUGGAAACGGACAAGGGAAAGAAAAUUGAUACAUUCCUUGGCAUUCCAUUCGCUGAACCUCCUUUGGGAGAGCUGCGGUACAGACCCCCAAUCCAGAAAGAACCAUGGACUACAAUCUUCGACGCAACACGGUUACCAAAUUCCUGCUUUCAAGAUUAUGAUUAUUUUUUCGGGAAUUUUUCCGGAUCUACCAUGUGGAAUCCGAACACACAACCCAGCGAGGAUUGCUUGUAUUUAAAUGUGUGGGUACCUCGUACCAACCCUCCAUACAUGAACAAGGCGGUUCUUGUGUGGGUUUACGGUGGGGGUUUCUACAGUGGCUCUUCAACAUUAGAUAUAUACCAGCCUUCAUACUUAGCUGUGGAAAACGAUAUCAUUGUGGUCUCUAUGCAAUACCGAGUGGGUUCUCUAGGGUUUCUGGCUUUAGACACAGCAGAAGCGCCAGGAAAUGCAGGGCUUUGGGAUCAGCGGAUGGCUUUGGAGUGGGUGGCAAGGAAUAUUCACAACUUUGGAGGAAGUCCCCACAAUGUGACACUAAUGGGUGAGAGUGCAGGAGCUGUCAGUGUAGGAAUUUUCUUGCUGUGUGACAUCUGCAUGAAUUACUUCCACAGAGCCAUCCUGCAGAGUGGAGCACCCCAGGCAAAAUGGGGGGUACUGCCUAAAGAGAUCAUAAAAAAGCGCUCAGAGCAACUCGCUGCGUCCGUUGGCUGCGAUCUCAGCAAGGACCACACUUAUCUCAUUGAGUGCCUUCGGUCUGUUCCAUACACAUCCGCAACACUCACUCAAGAAAUCUUGAAGACUUCGGGAGCUAUACAGUUUCCAUUUGUCCCUAUUGUAGAUGGCAUUCUUAUAAGACAGAGCCCUUCGCAGCUUCUCAGAUCCGGCAACUUCAAAAAGAUCCCAAUUCUCCUGGGAAGCAAUGAGAACGAAGGCACGUUUUUUAUUGUGUACACAGACGUGAGGUUUAAGAACCUGACUAAUCCUGACAUGUCCAGCAAUGUCUGGGAUUCGUUCAUGAAACAGAGGAUAUUCCAAUACUACCCCCACCACCCAUUCUUUCUGAACGAGUUCGGACAAGAAGCGAUUUUAUUCCACUACCGAGACUGGUUGAAGCCCGACGACGAGGCUAGCCUAAUUUCAUCUAUGGACCGAGCGGUCAGUGAUUGCUACUUUGUGUGUCCAGUCAAUGAGCUGGCUCGAAUUUACUCUAGGCAUGAUAUGCCUGUCUACUACUACUGGUUUAAUCAGCGAUGGUCAGCGAGUCCCUGGCCCGCUUGGAUGGGCGUGCUGCAUGCUGACGAGAUCUGGUUCACCUUUGGACAUCCUCUCAACAAUUCUUACUCCUUUACCAAAGAAGAACGGGAUCUCAGUCGCAAAAUGAUGACGUACUGGACAAACUUCGCAAAAACAGGAAACCCAAACCGUGCUCCUGGUGACGCCCCACUACCCGAGUGGCCGCAGUUCAAACACAACGAGCAGCUGUACCUCAACAUCAGCGUCGCCUCGUUUACUUCAGGUCGAACUUGGGGUCAAGGGCCAAGGACGCAGCACUGUGCAUUCUGGGAUAUAUAUCUACCAAAGCUUUUGGCGGAGACGUCUGACAUCAGUGACGCUGAGAAGGAAUGGAAAGAACAGUUCUACGAGUGGAAAACUCACUACAUGGUGGACUGGAAGACACAGUUCGAGAACUUUCUCAACAACCACCAUAGGCUCAUGAGUGUGUGCGGAGGGACCGGUCCGUGA